UCAUCAAGAGCUUCUCUAGCAAUCCUUUGUAUGGGCGGGGCAGGCGGGGCUUCCGGUGGCCAAUAGGGAACUUUCCCAAAGCCUACCUCUCCGGCCUCUCUCCCAUCCCCCAGCACAGAAGCAUCUGCUCCGAGGUGGCCCGCCAAGUGGAGACCCUGGAAAAUGUGCAAUGGAAAUAGUGACACACUGCAGUCUUCCAGCUGACUGACCCUACCCUUCCCAAACCACAAAGCCCUAGGCUUUACUAACAGUUCCCUCAUAGUCACCUGGAUUCGUGCUGCAAGAUUUUUCCCUCACAAAGGAAGCCAAGAACCCACACACUCCCGGCCAGCCCUAGGCAGCAGCCUUAGGCAGACUGCCCCUUUCCCGUAACAAGAGGAAGUCUGGAAAAAUUGUAAGCAAGACAUCAUUUCUGUAAGAAAAUUUUGGAUAGCAGGAGUUCUGGAUAAAAGGGCAGACCAGGCCAGUCACCAUGAGCUGGAGCUUCCUGACGCGCCUGCUAGAGGAGAUCCACAACCAUUCCACGUUCGUGGGGAAGAUCUGGCUCACGGUGCUGAUCGUCUUCCGCAUCGUCCUCACGGCUGUCGGCGGGGAGUCCAUCUACUACGACGAGCAGAGCAAGUUCGUGUGCAACACCGAGCAGCCGGGCUGCGAGAACGUCUGCUACGACGCCUUCGCCCCCCUCUCCCACGUGCGCUUCUGGGUCUUCCAGAUCAUCCUGGUGGCCACCCCCUCGGUGAUGUACCUGGGCUACGCCAUUCACAAGAUCGCCAAAAUGGAGCACGGUGAGGCAGACAAGAAGGCUGCGCGGAGCAAGCCCUACGCCAUGCGCUGGAAGCAGCACCGGGCUCUGGAGGAGACAGAAGAGGACCACGAAGAGGAUCCCAUGAUGUAUCCAGAGGUGGAAUUAGAAAGUGAGAAAGAAAAUAAAGAGCAAAACCAACCUAAACCCAAGCAUGAUGGCCGACGGCGGAUUCGGGAGGAUGGUCUCAUGAAAAUCUAUGUGCUGCAGUUGCUGGCCAGGACCGUGUUUGAGGUGGGCUUUCUGAUAGGGCAGUAUUUUCUGUAUGGCUUCCAGGUCCACCCAUCUUAUGUGUGUAGUAGAAUUCCUUGCCCUCAUAAGAUAGACUGCUUUAUUUCUAGACCCACUGAAAAGACCAUCUUCCUCCUGAUAAUGUACGGUGUUACAGGCCUUUGCCUGUUGCUUAACAUUUGGGAGAUGCUUCAUUUAGGCUUUGGGACAAUUCGAGACUCACUAAACAGUAAACGGAGAGAACUGGAAGACCCGGGUGUUUAUAAUUACCCUUUCACUUGGAAUACGCCAUCUGCUCCCCCUGGCUAUAACAUCGCCGUCAAACCAGAUCAGAUCCAGUACACCGAGCUGUCUAACGCGAAGAUCGCCUACAAGCAGAACAAGGCCAACAGCGCCCAGGAGCAGCAGUACGGCAGCCAGGAGGAGCACCUCCCCGCCGAGCUGGAGACUCUGCAGCGGGAGAUCAGAAUGGCUCAGGAGCGCUUGGACCUAGCAAUCCAGGCCUACCAUCACCAGAGCCACCCCCCCGGCCCCCGGGAGAAAAAGGCCAAAGUGGGCUCCAAAGCCGGGUCCAACAAGAGCAGCACGAGCAGCAAGUCCGGGAAUGGGAAGACCUCCGUCUGGAUCUGAUCUCGGCCGGCGCAGCAGGUCCGGGAAUGGGAAGACCUCCGUCUGGAUCUGAUCUCGGCCGGCGCAGCGCUUGUGCUCUCCGUUGCCGAUGGUGAGCCGCGGCUCCCUGAGUAAUGACUUCCACCGAGGAAACACUUGGCUCUGGUUUUCUUCAGGGAUCUGCUGGCUGUGACCCGAGCUCAGGGGACUGCAGGCGGGGCUGGGACAGGAAAAGAAGGGAGACAUAGUGUUCCUGGGCACGCGUUCCAGCGGUAAUACAGUUGUAGACUUCACAUUUGUGUCUUCCAGAUCUGGAAAAGAACAGAUAUAUUUAAAUCAUUCUUGUUGAACAAUUUUUGUAUGUACAGUAUUAUGGAACUUUUUCUUUUUUCUUUUUUUUUUCUUUUUUUUUUAGUAUGAGAACUUUUUUUUGUACUUGUACAUUGGACCACUGUAGUUAUACUUUUAUAUUAAAGGGGGAAAAUCCUAAGGCAAUGCCUAUUAGGCUAUAUUAUUACUUUGUUCAGCAUAUUCUACCCUAGGUUUAAUGUUUUAAUAGAUGCUACACCUAAUAAAAGUGCCUCUCGUGGUACAGGGAUAAUUUCAAAUAUAUGAGGAGGAGGAGGAAGAGUCAGUUUUCAGUCUUAGAAAGCCACAGUAGAAGCAGGUUCAGAUCCCUUCUUGAGAGUCUCACUCCUGUGCCCGGUGUUGUAUCUAGUCUUUGAAAACCUAUUGGUAUUUUCAAAGGAGAAACAUGAUUCGAUGCAGGAUUCCUUUAACUAUCAAGCAUUGCCAUUGUGUGCUUUGAUGGGUGUAUCGUUUAAGUUCUUUCAAAAGGCUGAGUUACUAAGACUCCUCUACCACAAAGCACAGCCACGCCUGGAAAACGAGCCCUGAUAGGAUGUUCAGUUGUGGACCUGAUUUGCCUUAAAUCUCUACCCAGAAACCUGCCUCUCUCUAGUUUCUCAAGAAACCAGUGAUGGAUAGUUUCUUUAUAUGUUAACAUUAGAAAUACAGAAAUUCCCUUGUAAGCUAAGAAUACUCAAAGCUCCUUGUGCUGCAUAUGGUGGAAGGCCUAAAUCCAAACUCCUUAUUUUUUGUAAUUUACCAUGGAACUUUUGUAAUUUGCAUACUCCUGCCAAUGUCGUUUUCUGCCUGGAAGACCAGUCAGACCAGGGGUUUUAUCUGUAAAUAGAUCUAAAGAGCAUUUCAGUAUUUAUUCCCUACAAAUAUAUUUGUAGGCAUAUCAGUUUGUCAGUGACAGACAUUAAUGUUCAUGUAACAGUCAUACUUUGCAGUAUUUUAUUGCCAUUUUCAACCUUGUAUUAUAUUGGAGAGCUUUGCUCUGCUGUCAGGUUCACAUCGUUUGUCUCAUAGUUGGUGAGCUUCUGAGUAAGAGCUUGGUGAAGGUUUAAAGGGAGGGACUUUUGCUUCACUAUGGAAUAUUUCAUUUUGGGUAGCUCACUCUUUUCCAACAGGAAGCUGUCACAAGCCACCUCUGACUUUGAAAUUCUAAAAGUAUUAUUAGUUUUUUUAUGUCUUAGUUUUAAAACGAGAAUUCUAGAACAGCAUCUUUAUUUCUUUUCUUUUUUCUUUGUUGGUCUCCAUUGCGUUUCUCCUACUCCUACCCCCAAACAAAAGCAACGCAGUAGAAGAUUUAAGCUUAUUUUCUAGCCAUGCAUUUACCUUUAUUUUGUUGCUUUUUUAUAUAUAAUUUUGACCUAGAGAAGUUCCUCAGGAUCUCAAAACAUCUUAAGCACAAAGUAAGUCCAGGUGAGACUAAAAGGGAAAUUUCAGGAAAUUAUACAUGUAUGUAUCCUGGAUAAUUAAUAGACAUGCAAUUUCCUUCAAACCAAAUGCAUAAAAGGAAAUUAAAAUACAAAAGCAGGCAAAAUGUUAAAUACCUAAGCCUAGCUAAGAUAAGGAACUAUCAAUUAAUUCAUAAUUGAAGGACGGAAGAUGCACACACACACACUCUCAUCUGUCUCUUCAGAGCCUGCAGAAGAGCAUGGCUUGGCCAGCAGGAAGGUUGGGGGUUUGAAGGUGAUGGAGAGGGAGGGAGUCAGGUGGAAGUGCCAGGCCGACAUUGUGCCAGGAGUAUCUAUUGUUCCUACAAACAUCUUGGCUCGUCGCCUGGCUCGUUCUGAUGAGAAUGUUACCCUUUGUGUCUGGAUCAUUCUUCACCUUCUUGAAGUAGGUAGAGAAAUAUUCACAUGUGCACGCACAUUUAAAAAUCUGUUUUUAUUCUGUCACUGAAGUUUUAAUUGGGACAUGGGUUUCUCAGUUCUCACCACUUUCUUAUUAUAUUUCUUUCAGCCUUUGAACAUAAGUUUGCCAAAGCCAUUUCCCCCUAGUGACAUCUGUGAACCUGCAUUAAAAAAAUGGCCCUGUCGGUGUCGAGGUUAAUCCAUUGAUUUGGUCUACACUGAAUCUAUAAAAAUAUCAUCCCAGCUAUUGUUCUGGAACUCGCAGGAAUUUGUAUGAAAAGUGUGUCCGCAUUUUUUCUUGUCAGAAUCAUAUUCCUUUGAAUUGCUGUGUAAGACAUGUUCUGUCAUAGGGUAUUUGCUUCUCUAGAUAGGAGUUGAGUGUUUAGUUCUUCACAUCUGAGAAACAGGAUACAAUCAUGUUUAUAUACCUUAGCAUCCUGUUGGAUUUAUUUAGAUGUGGCGUGUCCUUUGCCAUCAUCCUUAAAAUCUGUUAUUCAGAGAGAUUUGUAAAAGGAACAGGCUUUUUUCUUAGUUCAAAUUUGAGGGGAUAAUUUCAUAACAUUUUCUCCUAAAAAAUGUUCAUGUUCAUUUUGUGGUUUCACGUUUUCUUAAUGACUUAAUUUUGUCUGUUUCGAUAUUUCACUUAAAACCACAAGUGUGUUCUCACUCAAAGUCAGUUUUUCUGGGGAUUUUCCUUGACGAAUGUCUAAUAUCUAUAGAAUUACUUUGAUAAAAAUGAACUUUGUCAUUUAAAAUGUUUCUGGAGGUCAGGACUACUAACAGUCUUUUUAAAAAAAGGACAGCUAUGUCUUUAAAGAGAAAAACAUCAUCCUUAGGUACCUUAAUUAUGUCAUUUCUUCUUGGUAUGUUAUUAGGCAGUUCAUUUUUACUUUUCCAAAUUUCAGGAACCACUUACCUCUCAAAAGUGUUAUGAAGCAGUUGGUAAAGGUAUCAGAAGACCAACUAUGGUUAUUGGAUAUUUAUCUGAACUCAGAGCUUAAAAAAAAGUUGAAAAGAACUGUGAUGGUAGUCAGGUGUCCUUCAGUGCUCUUUAUCACAAUCAGUGAUGGAUUAAAAUACUUGCUCUAAGCAGUUUAUACCAAGAAUGGAAGUAAAUGUUACUUCCAUUCCUUAUACCUGUGCUCUACCCUUAAGCUUAUGAAUAUCCAUCUUCAUGCUUCCUGCCUCACUUCGGAGACAAUAUACUUCUAAAAAUAAUACCUGUAGAUUAUGAUAAGUGUUUAGCCAGCCAGCUUUCAGUAGAAGGCGAAUAUGUUUUACUUGAAGGUGCUUUAAGAAACGCCUUUCCAUAAAGGAAAGGUCUUUCCUGGCUGAAGGAAAGUACCUGAAGCCAGUUACCCAGCUGCUGGUCUAAUGGGAAGGUUCCCGGUACUAGAUGAUCCUUAUAAAAUCAUGUAAUCUCGUGCAGAGUCUUUCCACCUGAAAAUAAUAAAGCCCCUCGCCGAUCCAGUACAGAGUUUGGAAACAAAAUUGCAACUCACCGAUAUAUCAUGGUUCUGUAAUAAUUCAGUCAGCAUCAAGUAGUAGAAUCAUUAGGCUGAAUUGCAUACUUUUCACUCAUGCUGGCCACACAUCAUGGAGAGUUUACAAGAUUUCACAUGUCGCUAAUGCAGUUGUGUUUUGAACAAUGUUAAGCCAGUUUGUGUUGUGCACAUUUCAUGUUAAUAACCAUGCUUUUUAAAGAAGCAAUCAUAGGACUCCAAAAUCCAGGAGUUCAAACAAAA
Molecule: messenger RNA, 5594 nt
Organism: Pipistrellus kuhlii (Kuhl's pipistrelle)
Lineage: Eukaryota; Metazoa; Chordata; Mammalia; Chiroptera; Vespertilionidae
Gene: GJC1
Product: gap junction protein gamma 1
Exons: 4
Coding region: 473-1663 (396 amino acids)
Biological process (GO): cell communication
Cellular component (GO): connexin complex
Source: RefSeq, a predicted model, not a curated record